ACCACAAUCCUUUCCACCCGAUCUAUGAUCAAGUUCAAGGAAUCACAUCUACUAAAGGAGAAUUCUUGAAAAACACUGGCUUCCCAACAAUUUAAAAAAAGAAGAAGUUUUUCCUCGUUUACGAUAUAUACACUGACGACAGAUUUGGUCUGUGCAAGUUUAUCUGAAGUUCUUGGUCCUAAGGACUGAUUUUUCAGGGGGUGAGAAACAGUGAGGAGCAAAAAAAAUUUGUAAUGAGGACCCUGAAUUCAACCUCCUUUUUGAACACAACGAUUGUGCGUCCUGAGUUCUUUUUCAUAAGUGGUUUAGCCGGUAUUCCCCACACAAAAUACUACUAUGUGUUCUUGUGCUUUGUAUAUACUCUGUCUCUACUGGGAAACACUUUUGUCAUGUUUAUGAUUUACAGUGACCACUGUCUUCACAGUCCGAAAUACAUUGCAGUGUUUAAUUUGGCUGUGUCUGACUUGUGUGUAAGCACAGCCCUCGUUCCUCAGUUGAUUGACACCUUCCUGUUUAAAUCACAGUUAAUCUCCUACGAGGCCUGCUUGACUAAUUUGUUUUUUGUUUUUUGGUUUCUCUUUAUGCAGUCUUUCACUCUCACCGUUCUUUCCUAUGAUAGAUGUGUCGCUAUAUGCUUUCCACUGAGAUACAGUGAGAUUGUGACUGAUAAAUCGAUGCUGGUGAUCACAACUAUGACAUGGAUUAUUGCAGGACUGGCUGUUCUCAUAGCUGUGACUUUUAUCAGCAUACUGUCAUUUUGCAAAUCCAUUGUGAUAAACAGCUAUUUCUGUGAUCACGGACCCAUGUUCAGGUUGGGGUGCAAUGACAACACUCCAAGUUAUGUGAUGAGUUGGACACAUGUUAUUAUGAUUCUCUGGUUUCCGGUACUUUUUAUCAUGGGUACAUACAUUUGUAUAGCCAGAGCAUUAUUGAAGAUAGCAGUGGCCCUGGAGCGCCUCAAAGCCAUGCAAACCUGCACCUCCCAUUUGAUCUUGGUGAGUGUAUUUUAUCUUCCUGUAUGUAUUAAUGCUGCGAUGGGUUCCAGCAUUCACCCAAACGUUAGGAUCUUUAGUACGUCACUGGCAUUGGUCUUGCCACCUAUGCUGAAUCCAAUAAUUUAUUCACUGAAGACAGAAGAAUUCACAGAAUCCAUUAAAAGGUUUUACAGAAGAAAAAUACUUGUCGCUGUAAGGAAUAAAUGAAUAAAUACCUUAAUCACAAAUGACUGACUGGCAAGUUUAACCAUGGUCAUUUUUCCAAACCGUCCAGUUACCUGUCAACUGUAAAUAUAAAAAUAAUUUUUGAAUUAGUGUCUAAAUAUUUUCAAGGUCUUCCACCUUACUACUGCCGAGAACGCAUUUUGUCCAAUUAAAAACCGGCUUUCUCUUGUUUUUUUUGUUUGUUGUUGUUUUGUUGUCAGGCUGUUAUGAAAGCCAAUCAAACCCUUUGUUUUUUUUUCUUCCCCCUUUUGGAUGAGCCAAUCAUAUUCACCGGCCCUGCUCAUUCCUAUUGGUGCAGGGGAGCACAAAGAAAGCCACAUUCCCACCUGUGAAAUGUUUGAUCUCAAACCACCGAUUAUUUUGACACUGCAGAGCACAAGAUCAGCAUUCAAACAUCAGCUGGAAGGAGCCACAUCAUU
Molecule: messenger RNA, 1639 nt
Organism: Anguilla anguilla (European eel)
Lineage: Eukaryota; Metazoa; Chordata; Actinopteri; Anguilliformes; Anguillidae
Product: olfactory receptor 51F2-like
Exons: 2
Coding region: 234-1202 (322 amino acids)
Biological process (GO): G protein-coupled receptor signaling pathway
Cellular component (GO): membrane
Molecular function (GO): G protein-coupled receptor activity; olfactory receptor activity
Source: RefSeq, a predicted model, not a curated record